AUGAGAUUUUCUUUCUCCUUAGAAUCAAGUCAAGAAAAACCCAAUAUCCAGAGCCGCUCCCCCACUAGUUGCUCGACCCCAACACGGCGCCGAUCCACCCAACAAGCAAUUUUCCCGAGGAUCUUGAUUGGAGGGAGAAGGGAGCGGUUACUCCCGUCAAGAAUCAGAGAAACAGAUCCCGCCGUCGCUCUAAAUGAACUCCAGCCGCCGAUUGCCACUCCAGCCUCCAUCAACGAUCCUCCGCAAGGAAUUAAACGAACUGACGAGGCCACACCCACUCCUUUCUCGCCUCUCAGCCCAGCAGAAAAAACCCUCCCGGAUCUCACCCCUCCAUUCAUCGCUUGA
Molecule: messenger RNA, 345 nt
Organism: Linum trigynum
Lineage: Eukaryota; Viridiplantae; Streptophyta; Magnoliopsida; Malpighiales; Linaceae
Source: the annotation of a GenBank genome assembly